CAGAAGAAAGAGAGCUGUCUCUACCAUCGGUCUCCCUCCAUCCAAACCCUUAUAUCUUACUACAGAAGCAUGUUCGGCUCGAACAAACCUCUGUUCUCGUUUGGCUCCACAAACACCGCUGCCCCGGCAUUCGGCCAACAAAACAAUGCGGGCACGAACACGCAACCAGGUGCGGGAUUGUUAAAUCAAACAACGACGAAUGUACCUGCAACCAAUACAGGAGGCCUUUUUGGACAGGCGGCGACAAAACAACCUGCGACAACGACUUCCUUAUUUGGUCAAAAGCCAGCUACGACAACCACAACAACCCCGUCUCUGUUCGGACAAACACAACAACAGCAGCCUGCCGCGGGAACGAGCUUGUUUGGCGGUUCCGGCUUUAAUCAACAACAACAGCAACAACAGACGCAACCGGUCUUCGGUUCAACAACUGGCGGCGGUCUUUUUGGACAACAAAAUACUGCUACUACAACAAAGCCAAGCUUUGGGUUGUUUGGCCAGCAACAACCGCAGCAGCAACAACAGGCUGUGCCUCAAGCAAAUACCGUUGCUUCCAAUGUCACACCAAUUCAAUCGACCACUCGAUUUUCUGCUUUAGACGCGGCUACCCAAAAUGCUCUUGAUAGCAUCGAAAAAGAAAUAUUUGCCCAGAUCCAGCUUUCUGAAACGGUAAAUGAGAGUGCUGCUCAAGUCCGGCAACUUGUGGACACAGUGCCAAAUGAUGUUGCAGAAGUGGAAAGACGUCUUUCUUCCACUUCAACUGCAUUGGAAACAGAUGCAGACUGCUUGGAAGACGUUAAAAACAUUGUGGACAAAGACACGAUUAAUGCCCGCAUAAGCACAAGAAUCAUUGAUGUGAUGAAAACUCCGGGUGCCGUUUUGCCGCACACAUCUAAUGAUCCUCUUGUAAAUUACUUUGAUGAAUUCGUUAGAGAUGCCAAAAAGCGCACGCAAGUGUAUGCCGCUACCAUCGGUGAAUUGGAGCAACACCUGGAGCAAGUGGAAUCUAUGCCUCAAAACAAUAGCCCGGAGGCGCUUGUCCGCUCUCUCAAGGAAGAGCACAAGCUUUUCAUGGCACUAAGCAACCGGUUUGCGCAAGUUCAUGACGAGGUCAAACGCCUUCAAAUCUCUGCAGGCUCUGUAAAUGGUUUUCGGAAAUAAAUACACGUCUUAACACGAUGUCAAUUUUCUGGUUAAAAUGUUAAAGGGAAGGGGUUAUUGUUUAAAAUGAUGGAGCAAAUGUGAAUGAAAGGAGACGAUUAGAGUGUCGCGCCUAACUUUUAAGGCGUUGCCGCGUAUAUGGACGGGUCCGUAUUUUUCGAAACCGCGAGCGUCGCAGGAAUACCUUGGACCCAUUCUGAUUCGUAAACUUCCUGUAUAGAACAUCGGUCUUUUGGAUUUGGUUGUAACAUGCGCUUGAUUAUGGGUCGCGAAUCUGUUGGAAGGGAAUCUAGUAGUUUUACAUGAGAAGGAUCAAGCUUCGACUGUUCCAUAAAAUUUCUAUACGACCGAUCUGUCAUUUUGGGUGUUUUCCAAGGGAAUCGUAAAAGCAUAAGGCAACUAAAAGCAUGUGCCGGUUAGUAACAAAUUGCAUACGCACGCCUACUCUCAGACGUAGAUUACGAACCAGAACACGAUAGCGCAUGACCAGACAUCAAUUCCUCGGGCAUCAUAUGAAUAAUGCUGGAAAACCUCGGGCCUGCAUAAUUGUUGUUAGUCUUCCGCACAAAAUUGUACAUAUAAACCGCUGCAUGUAUCUGCGGACGCGAACAUACGGUAGGUACGGUUCUGAGCCGAUGAGACCUCGUGCCUGUACCGCACUAGAUUCAAAGGGAUAUUGAAAAACAAAUGCACUUCCAAAGUCAAUGAGCUUGAGAUUGCACUUUUGAUCGAGCAUUAGGUUGUCUAACUUAAUGUCCCGAUGUGCUAGACCAACCGAAUGCAAAUAUGCAACACUGGCCACAAGCUGGCGGAAGAGUACAAGCUUGUCUUCAUUAGACAGUUGAUUUUCCUUCACCAACGUGAACAAAUCGUACGGCGUGUACUCCAUAAUCUGAUAAUACUUUUUGUUGAGAACGAGCACGUCAUACACCCGGAUGAUGCUGGGAUGGUGCAACGUCGAGCAAAUGUUGAAUUCUGCCGUAGCGCGUUUUGCAUACUCGCGCUCGCCUUCUCCGGGCAUGCGUUGACGGUAUUGUUUGGCUACAUAUUUAAUGCCUUUUUCGUUCGGCGUCGCAAUGGUGUAGACAUGCCCUUCUGCACCUUCACCAAUGAGUUCUUCAACGUAGCCGUACUUCGUUGGAACUCGCGAAACUUGUUGCCGGAGUGCAACCUCUUGCGAAGAUUUUACUUUACGAAGCUCACGCUUCUUUUUGGACGAAGACCACGGAUUCAAUACGCGUACUAAAUCCAGUGAGCCCUGUCGAAUAUGCAAUGAUGAGCGCUCCUUUGUCGGGGAUUUAUCGCCUUUGCGCUUCGUUUCUUCAACGUCGUCAACGAGUAGAAAAUCUCGUUGAUUCCGUUGCUCCAACAUAAGGUUACGAAAACUCGAAACGCUUCUGCUGUGCGAUAUUUUCUUGAAAUGAAAUUGGGGAGGUAUCUCACGUGGAUCUGAAGGAGGAGAAUUGCGGUUGAUUCUACUGUAAGGAUUGUUAUAAGGAUCAGAUGCAAGUGAGGUAUCCGGCAGCGACACAAACCCAGGGCUUCCACGAGGUAAUGAUGAAGAAGUAGUUCCAACAGCUGUUCGAAAAGACACAUGUCUUCUAAUUGUUGUCGGGCUCGAACGGUCGUCGGAAGAACCAGAUGAACUGGAGCUAUUCAUCAAAAUAAUUGGUGCACUAUUAUCAUGCAAUGCACCGCCAGAACGAUCGAUGACUCCGUCCCGAUCGUAAGAGGGUGUCAUUUUGUCAGGUACUUCCUCAAGGAGUAAUUGUAUAUAGACAGAAGGGGAACAAAAUCCGUAUGUUAUUCUGACAAACAAUAAUGAAAGGUAGAGCUUAGAUAGACAAUAAUUACAAUGAAACCGUAGAUGGAUUAUUCGG
Schizosaccharomyces japonicus yFS275 is the source of this 3041-nucleotide messenger RNA. Its product is annotated as nucleoporin Nup45. The record is from RefSeq and is a predicted model, not a curated record. Gene Ontology annotation, biological process: nucleocytoplasmic transport. Lineage: Eukaryota; Fungi; Ascomycota; Schizosaccharomycetes; Schizosaccharomycetales; Schizosaccharomycetaceae. The transcript is spliced from 6 exons. Bases 70 to 1161 code for a protein of 363 amino acids. Gene Ontology annotation, molecular function: structural constituent of nuclear pore. Gene Ontology annotation, cellular component: nuclear periphery; nuclear pore.